GAAAAUUAAAAAAAAAGAAGGAAAAAAGAAGAAAGAGAGAGAAAAUUGAGCAAUAUGUGCUAAGGUUAUAUACCACGGACACAAGUCACAACACACAAUCUCUAGAGAGAGAGAGAAAGAAAGCCUAAGUGAUGAUCAUGGCGAGUUCUUCAGCAUCGGCAUUUUCUAAUGACAUUCCAAACAACAAUAUCCAUAAAAGUUGCACAAUUGAUUUCCCUUUCUCACCUGCUUUACCAUCAUGCAACUUAUUUGACAUGUCUCCACCACCACCGUCAUCACUAUCCGAUCAUCAUGAUCAAAAUGAUGCUUCUUUUAUUGCUGACAUAGACAUGUUGAGCUCAGAUGAUUUCAACACUUCUUGGUUCUCAGACUUCAACUUUGAAACCGACACAUCAGAAUCACUACCUGUUGCCACCCAAACUGGCGUACAACUGCCUCCUUUGCCGGUUUUGUCCCCCGCUGCAACAUCUGAGGUUUUAAAUAAUAAUGCGGUGACUCCUGCCCCGGGUUCCUUUUUGAAUACUUCAUCACCGAAUGAGCCUGGUGUUAUUGCAAACAAACCGGUUGUUGCCAGAGUUGAGAAUGGAGAUGGAUGUGAAUUUGUUGAAGGAAAAGAAGCUGAAGCCGAGGAUCGCGGUGGAGAUCGUCGAAUUGUAACAGUGGAGAAUCAAAAAGAUCAAAAUCAGACUAAGAACCCGUCGGUGAAACUAAAGAAGACGGACAAGAAGAAGCAAAAGCUGAAUAGAGUUAUUUUCAAGACACAAACUGAACUUGAUCACUUGGAUGAUGGUUAUAGGUGGCGUAAGUAUGGCCAGAAGUCUGUCAAAAACAAUCCUUUUCCCAGGAGAUAUUACCGUUGCACCACCCCUGGUUGUAAAGUGAAGAAGCAUAUAGAGCGUUUCGCGCUUGAGCCUUCCAUGUUGCUAACCUCUUAUGAAGGAAACCAUACCCACCUAGCUCCAAAGGUGACGCGUGUUGCACGCCUUGAAAUCAUGCAUGAUGCUACUGCUACUGGUGUCCAGAAAAUCCACCAUAAAAUCAAAACUAAUGGUAUUUGUGUUGCUGGAAACAAACCUCCAAUGUUGCAGCAGUUGCAACCACAACAGUUUCAGAAUCAGAAUGUGAUUCCCCAGCAACCUGCAUUGCCUCCAUUGUUAUACAAUAAUGGUUAUAAUAACUCCUUCAACGUCGCUCCAACUUCGAAUGUUGUUAACCAUGCUAACAACUUUCUACCUUUGAAUGUUGUUCACUCUUUUGUUGCUAACAAUUCUCCAACUUUGAAUUUUGCUAACUCUGCUAACAACUUUCCACCUUUGAAUGUUGUUAACCCCGCUGCUGCAGACAAUUUUCCACCUCUGGAUGUUGUUAACCCUGUUACUGCUGAAACUUCUCCACCUUUGAAUGUGGUUAACUCUGCUAGCAAUUUCUUCAACUCUUCGACAUCAUUUGGUGAAUUCCUUCAAAACAUAGGUGGGUGCAAUUUUUCAUUGUUGACAGAUAAUUUGAUAAGCAACGAUGGACUUCUUCAGGACAUGAUCAUGCAAAGGGAGACAAGAGGAGCUUGGGCUGGAGCUGGAACAGGAAGAUGAAGAUGAUGAUUCUUAUGUUUCAUGUUAUUUUAAACAUACUUAGUUAUGGUGUUAAUUAAUGUCAUUUGACCUGUAUAUUAAUUAAUAUCAGGUAGUCAAUAAUUUAAGAUACUGAAACUUAUGUGAUGAUGAUGAUGGUGGUGGUGGAAAACUCUACGAGUCUUCUUUAUAAUUAGAGUUUCCUUUAUUUAAUAACAAUGCCCUAAUUAAUAGAUUA
Lathyrus oleraceus (garden pea) is the source of this 1806-nucleotide messenger RNA. RefSeq names its product probable WRKY transcription factor 10. Lineage: Eukaryota; Viridiplantae; Streptophyta; Magnoliopsida; Fabales; Fabaceae. Gene Ontology annotation, biological process: regulation of DNA-templated transcription. The record is from RefSeq and is a predicted model, not a curated record. The transcript has 3 exons. Bases 132 to 1589 code for a protein of 485 amino acids. Gene Ontology annotation, molecular function: DNA-binding transcription factor activity; sequence-specific DNA binding.